Aspergillus lentulus is the source of this 1440-nucleotide messenger RNA. RefSeq names its product putative flavin-containing amine oxidase. Gene Ontology annotation, molecular function: oxidoreductase activity. Lineage: Eukaryota; Fungi; Ascomycota; Eurotiomycetes; Eurotiales; Aspergillaceae. The record is from RefSeq and is a predicted model, not a curated record.
AUGUAUCUCCCUUUUGCCAUUUCGAUUAUUCCCUUCCUCGUGGUCUCCGUAGCGAGUACUCGAGAUGUCGAUGUUGCUAUCGUUGGUGGCGGUUUGUCGGGUCUGGCCGCAGCCAAGGAUAUUGCAAAGUCAGGCAAGACCUUUGCUAUUCUCGAAGCUCGCGACCGCGUAGGAGGCCGUGUACUCAAUGCACACCUUUCCAAUGGAGAGGUCCAGGAGCUCGGUGCGGAGUUCGUGGGGCCGACCCAGGACCGUGUGCUCGCUCUCGCAGCUCAACUUGGCCUGACAACAUAUCCAACAUACACGACUGGAAGAUCGAUUUUGUACCGAAACGGCACUGUUAUUCCCUACGACGUGGAUCUUGCGACCGGUGGCUUGCCCCCCGUGGGUUCGGAAGCCCAGGUAGAGCUCUCGAGUUUUAUCACGGAACUUGACGGUUUGGCGAGCGAACUGGACGUUCAUGCACCUUGGAAUCAUACCAAUGCUCCAGUGUGGGAUGGUAUAACCCUGAAAUCUUUUGUUGAAGCUCGGAUGACUCUGCAAGAUUCACGGUUGCUCUUCGAGACCGCUACUCGAUCCAUCCUUUCCACAGAGAUCGCAGAGCCAUCUCUACUGUACAUGCUAUCAUACAUCGCCGCUGCCGGUAAUCAAACAAACGCCGGAACCAUCACUCGUCUUGUUGGCAGCAAGGGGGCCGCUCAGGAUAGCCGAAUUAAUGGCGGAACUCAAUUAUUGGCGACGAGGCUGGCGGAGAGGCUCGGGGUAGCGAACAUCUUCCUGAAUUCGCCAGUACGGGAGGUCAAACUUGAGGGUGAUAGGUACACUGUCAAAUCCGACAGGGUGCAAGUAUCAGCCAAACAUGUCGUCAUCGCCAUGUCUCCUCCGAUGGCGGGACGGAUUUCUUACGAUCCAUUACUACCCGCGGGUCGGGAUCAGCUCACUCAGCGCAUGCCUAUGGGUUCGAUCGGCAAGGCUAUCGCGAUCUAUCCUGAACCGUGGUGGAGGAAACUAGGCUUCAAUGGCCAGGUACAGAGCGAUACCGGUGUCAUCCGAUCGACGUUUGAUAACACGCCAGCUAAUGAGAGCUUCGGUGCUAUCAUGGGUUUUAUCGAAGCCGAUGAGAUGCGAGACCUGGACGGGGUCCCGCAAACCGAGAUCAAAAGGAGAGUCACAGAGGACUUGGUCAAGUUUUUCGGAGCCCAGGCGGCCAAUGUCAGCCAGAUACUCAUACAACGAUGGGACCUCGAGGAAUUUUCGCGUGGCGGGCCCGUUGCUUAUUGUCCCCCCGGAGUUCUUACGAAAUACGGACCUUUCUUACGGAAUCCCGCUGCCAAAAUACACUUCGCUGGUACUGAGACUUCUCCCUACUGGACUGGAUAUAUGGACGGCGCCAUCCGCUCUGGUGAACGAGCUGCGGCAGAGAUUACAGCGGACUUUUGA